Styela clava is the source of this 2202-nucleotide messenger RNA. NCBI's taxonomy places the organism in Eukaryota, Metazoa, Chordata, Ascidiacea, Stolidobranchia, Styelidae. The record is from RefSeq and is a predicted model, not a curated record.
CGGAUAAGUUAACCAGUUCAUUACAGCAGUUGCAUUGACCAUAUGUAUAUAUUAUUGUUGAAUAACAAUAGUUUAUUCUGAAAUUAAUAAACGAACUACUUACUACGUGGUUGUAUCAUUAUAGUUGUAUUAUCAUGUUUCAAAUACAAAAUUGAAAACAGCUUAAUAUCUCCCAGGCAUAUUAUUUAUAUAAAAUAUGUACAAACAUAUCAAUACAUAUAUUUCGAAAAUGGUGUACCGAAUAAUAUUGUAACAAAUUCGUAGAUUCGCAUAUAAGACAUAAGCUUAUCUUGAAGAAAUUAUAGCAAUCAUUCGUUUAUUACAAUUUCUCGAUUUUGCAUUCAGACAACUCGUUUUGGAACUCAUGAAUAACCCUGUGGUGUGGGCAUCCAAGCAUGGAAGCGUCAGUCGGAAAAUAUUCCGGAUGCGUUUUAGUGUGUUUAGCAGGCGCAGAGCGUGUUAAUGGUGGACGAUUUACAUUAUCAUAUAGCUAAGUAUUUAUAUCAAAUUAUCUAUCUAAUUGUGAAGACUAGGAAUUAGUCUCGCGACAGGCCAGCAAUAUGCCGAUCCAGUGUUCUCUUCCAGACAUCGUUAUACCCGAUAAAUCAUUGUCUGAAGUAGUACUAGAAAGAAUGCUUGGAUACGGGGAUGCUGUAGCUAUGGUGGAUAACACACUCGACGGGAAAGAAUUCACGUUCAACGAGUUUCGAGACAAAAUUCGUUGCUGUGCUGGAUCUUUAAACAAACAGGGUUUGAAACAAGGAGACACUGUAGGUCUUUGCGCACCAACUUGCUUAGAAUUCCCUGUUGCAAUGUUUGGAAUUUUGUCAUGCGGCGCAAAAGUAGCUCCAUGCAAUCCAGAAUAUACUAAAGGUGAAAUAAUACAACAAUUCAAAAUUUCCGAACCAAAUAUGGUGUUUGUUAACGAAGGUAAUGUUGAGUUGAUGAAAGAAGUGCUGAAGGAACUUUCAUACGUCGAGAAACUUUUUGUCAUUGGACGCAGUGAAGAAUUUUCUACUUUGAAUGAUAUGCUUCUACCAGAGAACGAGAAGGAUUUUCCUCAAAAUGUUGAAAUAAAUCCCAGCGAGGAUGUUUGCAUGUUACCUCAUUCCAGUGGAACUACAGGUUUGCCCAAAAGUGUAAUGUUAACUCAUACAAAUCUCGUUGCUUGUAGUUUGAUUGGAGGGUAUGUUCUCUCGAUACUACUGGCAAAGACAGACGAAUAUUUCAAAUACGAUACUUCAUCCUUGAAACUCAUUCCUUGUGGAGGAGCCUCUUUAUCAGAGCCAAUAAUGAACGCCUUAAAAGAGCGUUAUAAAGUUAAAAUAGCUCCAAUGUACGGAAUGACAGAAUGUUCUCCUAUAUCUAUAAAUAACGACGCCGAGAAUUUUUUAUCGUCUGUUGGAUCAGCGGCACCAAAUACUAUAGUAAAGGUUGUAGAUCUGACCACUGGCGACGAACUUGGUUGUGAUCAAAAUGGAGAAAUCAUGACUAAAGGCCCACAAGUUAUGAAAGGAUAUAUGAGAAAUCCCGAAGCAACCGAUCUGACAAUAGAUAAAGAUGGGUGGAUACACACAGGAGAUAUUGGUUACUACGAUAAAAACGGAAUGUUAUAUGUCAUUGACCGUUUAAAAGAAGUCAUAAAAUACAAAACUCAUCAGGUGCCACCUGCGGAAUUAGAAAGCUUAAUUUUGAAACAUCCAAAGGUUGCCGAUGUGGGUGUAAUUGGAAUACCGGAUGACUUUGCAGGCGAAGUACCAAAAGCCUAUGUCGUGCGAAAAGACGAAACACUCUCCAAGGACGAAAUUAUAGAGUUUGUAAAAAGUAAUUUGGUCGAAUACAAACAUUUGAGAGGCGGAGUGGAUUUUAUUGAAGCUAUUCCAAAAUCUGCUGGGAAAAUACGUCGGAGAGAGUUGAAAAAACUCGCAGGAUUUUAAUUUCUGAAUGCUGCUCCUUUGAAACUAAACUUGCAUUUGGGUAUAAAAUUGGAUAUUUUUUGUGUGACUUAUAAACAGCUUGGUUUUACACGCUAUACCUGGAAAAUGUUGGACUUUCUAUUCAUUAAUUUGUUUAAUAGAUUGACUUAGACAUGAUGUUUAUUUGAAGAUUGAUUAUAUAUUCAACGCCAAGAGAGACGGACGAUCUAGGUCGAAACCUCUUAUUUUGUGUUGGUUCUUCGGGAAAAAUAAAUGAUAUUUGAAA